CGGAAUCCACCAGCAGCGACCGGUUUGUCACAUGACCAGCGAGCCUCCCUCCCUCUUUCCCUGUCUCUCUCCCUGUCUGUCUGUCUCUCUCUCUGUGUGUGUGUGUGUGUGAGUGUGUGUUUUAGUUCCGUGUUCACCGAGGGGCUGGAUGAGUCUUCACGGCGUGUCUACCUUUUACGCCGCUGCAGGGAUCGGUUGGGCGCGGGGAGCAUCUUCCUCUUCCUCCUCCUCCUCCUCCUGCUCCUCCUGCUCCUCCUCCUCCUCCUCACGCAGUCGCUUCGCCGGGACCCACUCUGGACCAUGCUCACGCGGGUGAAGUCUGCUGUGGCCAGCUUCAUGGGAGGCGUGAUGGCCGGGGGCACCAACGGAGAGCACCCAGGCGGCGGCGGAGGCUCGGACCUGCCGCUCCGGUUCCCGUACAGCCGACCGGAGUUCCUGGGACUCUCGCCCGACGAGAUCGAGUGCUCGGCGGAUCACAUCGCGAGACCGAUCCUCAUCCUGAAGGAGACCAAGCGGCUGCCGUGGUCCACCGGCUACGCAGAAGUGAUCAAUGCAGGGAAGAGCACAUUAAAUGAGGACCAGGCCUGCUGUGAAGUGCUGAUGGUGAAAAGGAGACCGGCAGGAAGCAGCACACCCAACCGGACCCCCCAGACCCGCAGGAGGUCCUCCCUGCCCAACGGAGAGGCCCCGGGUCCCCGGGAGAACCUGCCCCCCAGUACUUCACCAAGCCCUACCGAGAGCCUGCAGAAAACCCAUGACGGUUCUGAAGACCUGACCUUCCACUACUGGGCGUUGUUCGAUGGCCACGCCGGCUCCGGGGCAGCUGUCAUGGCCUCCCGCCGGCUCCAUCACCACAUCGCCCUGCACCUUCAGGAGGUGAUGGAGAUCCUCUGCACUCCGAACCUGCUGCCACCCACAUGCCUGGGCGAGGAGCCCAUCAAUCACCAUCUCACCCCCACAUCCCAACGCGCCCUCACCAGGGCUGCGUCUCUCCGGGGCGCUGCAGGGGCUCCGGGGUCACCCAGCACGCCACCUACACGCUUCUUCACGGAGAAGAAAGUUUUGCACGAGAGCCUGGUGAUCGGAGCCAUCGAGAAUGCCUUCAAAGACAUGGAUGUACAGAUUGAAAAGGAGAAGGCAAUCUACAACAUCUCAGGUGGCUGCACUGCUCUGGUGGUCGUGUAUGUACUUGGGAAGGUCUUCGUUGGGAACGCUGGGGACAGCAGAGCGAUCAUCAUCCGAGCCGGGGAAGUCAUCCCCAUGUCAGCAGAGUUCACACCAGAGUCAGAGAGACAGCGACUCCAGUUCCUGGCGUACAUGCAGCCCCACUUAUUAGGGAACGAGUUUACACAUCUGGAAUUCCCCAGGAGAGUGCAAAGAAAAGAGGUUGGCAAGAGGAUGUUGUACCGUGACUUCACCAUGUCGGGAUGGGCAUAUAAAACCAUCGAGGACGAUGACCUCAAGUUUCCCCUGAUAUACGGCGAAGGGAAGAAGGCUCGGGUGUUGGCGACCAUCGGCGUCACAAGAGGUCUUGGCGACCACAAUCUGAGAGUGCACGACUCCAACAUCUACAUUAAACCCUUCUUGUCCUGCUGCCCUGAGGUCAAAGUUUACCCGAUGACACAGUGCGAGCACGGAGCCGACGAUGUCCUGGUUCUAGGGACAGACGGUCUGUGGGACGUCCUCUCCAACCAGGAAGCAGCUGAAGCUGUCACCUCUUUCCUGUCAAACUGUGACCCCGACGACCAACACAGGUACACGAUGGCAGCUCAGGACCUCAUCAUGAGAGCGCGCGGCGUGCUGAAGGAUCGCGGCUGGAGAAUAUCCAACGACAGAUUAGGCUCCGGAGACGACAUCUCCGUCUACAUCAUUCCCCUCAUGUACGGCAACAAGCCGAAUUAGCAGAGCGACUGAAACUGCAACACGGCACCAAAAUAUUCAAAAUCCUGCCUUGAACUCCCAAAUUUCACUUCUGCAGUUUCCCUCGUGCUCCGUUUAUAAAAGUGCUUUAAGUAUGGACUUCCUCUCUCUCGCUGAGGGAUCCGACACUUCACUGGUCAGAGGUGGGAUUUCGGCCCAGGCCAUUUUUCCCCCGUUAAUCAUCUGAGGAUGAUUUUACCACCUCUUUUUUUUUCUCUUCUUUUUAUAGAUAGAAAAACUACCGGACGCCUACCUGCUGAAUCAUGAAAAUCUGAACUACAGAUUUCUCCCCUAAUCUUUGGAAUUCUGUAUUUCACCGAGGAAGCCAUCUGGAAAACCGAGAUGGUUAUAUACAUCUCAGGAUCGCUGUUACUAACUAAUGCACAAUAUUUAUAAAUGUGAACUUGUAAAUACUCCCAGACGAUGUAACACAUUUGAUAAGUGUAUUUGGUUGAGCACCUGUACAGUGUAAAAAACUAGCCUGAGGACUGAAGUAACAUGUUUGUGAAGAAAACAAACAAGAGGGGUCCUGUUUAUCCUGCUUCCAUCAUCUCGUUGCACUGUUCAAUGUAGCCCUGCGUUUAAAUUCAUUCUGAGUUCAGAAGGAAAAACAUGUCAAAGUCUUUUCGGUUGCACUUUUUCACCAUCAGCCAUCUACCUCAUAAUGUUUGUCUGUUGUUGUCGACCUCCUCCAGUGGCUGUUUGCACACUACGUCCGCUGCGUCCUCAGCUGCUGCCUGUGCCAUUAUUAACUGACAUUCCCAUUUUUGCUUCUGUAGCUACAAUAUUUUGUGAAACAAAAUGUAUUCAGAAAAGCAGUAAAGCAAAAACUACAAUUACUGUCCUGCAGUUGUAUGCCUCUGCUGCCCCGUACAGUUUCAGUCCCUCCAGGUGUUCCUGACAUCUAUACUAUGAGGUCACAGUGAUCUUUAACUUUGAACCCCUGAAAUCUAAUCAAUGAAUCUUUGAGUUGAGUGAUAACUGGUCAAAGUUUGAAGAAAUUCCUAAAGGCAGACUUGAGACAUCAUGUUCAAGAGGCAAAUACAUGUUUUGUGAGGCCACUGUGACCUUGACCUUUGACCACCCAAAUCUAAUCAACCAAUCAAGUCAAAGUGAACGUUUGUGCCAAAGUUGAAAGGAUUCACCAGAGGCGUUCUGAGAUGAAGCGUUCACAAGGCAAAAAGGGUUCUGUGAUGUCACCUUGAACUUCAAUCUUCAACCACCAAAUUCAUGAUUUAAUCCCUGAGUCCAAGUGACUUUUUGUACCACAUUUUAAAGAAUUCCUGGAGAUGUUCCUGAGCUGAUGGCAUUCACAAGAUCUAAUAUGUGUGUUGUAGGGGUCACAGUGACCUUGGCCUUUGACCUUCAACCAAAACAUUCUAAUCAGUCCAUUGAUGAGUGCAACUGAACAUUUGUACCAAAUUUGAAGAAAUUCUCUCAAGGCAUUUUUUUUUAUAUUGUGUUCACAAGGACGCAACAUAUGAGGCAUACAAAGAGGAAAAAGCCCUUGUUAUGAAGAUAAAGUCAUGAAGGUCCCUCUAAAGCUGCUUUCAGACAUGCACUGGACUCCACAGUUCCUCCGUAUUUUCUCCGGAGCAUGUGUGAAGGAAAACAAGUGAGACGCUCCGCAGCAGUAUAAUGUCCGUAGAAAUCCAGGAGAAGUCGAUGUGAGAACACAGCAGGGGACCCCCCCGCUGGCUUCACCGCGAGCGAGUCGGGGGGUUGAUGACACUUCUAACAUGCGACAGAUGCAAAAAUGAAAAAACACA
This is a messenger RNA of Hippoglossus stenolepis (Pacific halibut), 3689 nucleotides long. It is a transcript of the gene ppm1h, whose product is annotated as protein phosphatase, Mg2+/Mn2+ dependent, 1H. The record is from RefSeq and is a predicted model, not a curated record. Gene Ontology annotation, molecular function: protein serine/threonine phosphatase activity. The transcript is spliced from 11 exons. Gene Ontology annotation, biological process: protein dephosphorylation. NCBI's taxonomy places the organism in Eukaryota, Metazoa, Chordata, Actinopteri, Pleuronectiformes, Pleuronectidae. Bases 301 to 1902 code for a protein of 533 amino acids.